CCCACGUCCCACAGCUCCUGCUGAGUGCCCGCUGCAGCUCCAUCCUGGACCAUCAGCUGGCGGAGAAGCGGCAGAUGCAGGCGGAGCAGCGGGCGGAGGAGCAGCGCCUGCAGCGGCUCAUGGACAGCGAGCAGGAGAAGGAGCUGCAGCUGCAGGACGAGCUGGAGCGCUGCAGGAAGCAGGAGCUCAUCAGCACCAAGCUGGAGGUGCUCCAGCAGAUAGAGCAGAGGCAGGAGCAGCGGGCGCUGAGGGCCGAGCAGAAAUUCCAGGAGGGCCAGAGGUUCAUGGAGCGCCUGGAGCAGAUGAAGAGGGAGGAUCGCGAGGCCUGGCAGCAGCAGCAGCAGCGCAAGCGGCAGCUCCUGGCCGAGAUGAAGGCGGUGGACGCGGAGAACCAGCGGCUGCGACAGCGCGACAGGGAGCGCGACAGGCGCGACGAGCUGCGGGCCCUGGAGGAGCAGCGCCAGAAGGGGGAGCGGGACGCGGCGCUGGCGGCGGAGCGGGCGCGGCUGCGGCAGGAGCGGCAGCGGGAGCUGGAGCGGCUCAAGGCCACGCAGGAGCACGAGCGGGGCUGGCAGGAGGCGCAGGAGGCUCUGCGCUCCAGGCGCAGCCAGGAGGCGGCGGAGCGGGACUGGCGGCUCCGGGAGCUGCAGCGGGAGCGGCGCCGCGCGGAGCUGCUGCAGGAGCUGCAGCGGGAGCGCUGCGAGCAGGCGACAAAGCGGCGACAGCAGCUGGCGCUGGCACUGCAGCAGGAGCGCCGCGACUUCCUCGCCCUGCUCAGUGCCCAGGAGCAGCAGCUGGCACGCGAGCAGGACCAGCAGCUGGCACGGCAGCGGGCACAGCGCGCCCACGCGGAGGCGCUGCAGGAGCAGAUCCGGGAGUCGCGACAGCGGCGACAGCGCGACAGAGCCGCGGCCAUCGAGGAGGGACAGCGGGAGCUGGCACGGGAGCGGGAGCGGGCAGAGCGCCUGGCACGCGUGGGACGGCAGAAACUGCAGCGCCUCAGGGACACCGGUGUCCCCGACAGGUACUGUGCCCUGGUGGAAAAGAGAGUCUGGGCCACGGCCACCUCCUGAUGCCACCCACUGUCACCCUGCCACCUCCUGAUGCCACCC
Molecule: messenger RNA, 1112 nt
Organism: Pyrgilauda ruficollis (rufous-necked snowfinch)
Lineage: Eukaryota; Metazoa; Chordata; Aves; Passeriformes; Passeridae
Product: cilia- and flagella-associated protein 45-like
Exons: 7
Coding region: 75-1073 (332 amino acids)
Source: RefSeq, a predicted model, not a curated record